AUGCAUUCUCCUACUUCUGCUCACUUAGUUGCAGCUAAAAGAGUUCUAAGGUAUAUCAAGGGUACUUUGGAUCAUGGUCUUUACUUCACAAAGGGUUUCACUACUCUUCAAGGGUUUACAGAUGCAGAUUGGGAUGGUAGUCCUUCCGAUAGGAAAUCCAUUAGUGGAUACUGCAUUUUCUUUGGUGAUAAUCCAGUCAGUUGGUCAGCCAAGAAACAACCAACAGUCUCAAGGUCUUCUACUGAAGCAGAGUAUAGAUCUCUGGCUUCCACAACAGCUGGGGUUACUUAUAUUGCCUCCAUAGACCAAGCUGCGGAUAUCUUCACCAAAGGCCUUGCUGCUCCCAGAUUUGAGUUUCUGAAGACCAAGUUGAAGGUUUUACCACCACUUCAACUUGCGGGAGGGUAG
Papaver somniferum (opium poppy) is the source of this 408-nucleotide messenger RNA. RefSeq lists its product as uncharacterized. The record is from RefSeq and is a predicted model, not a curated record. NCBI's taxonomy places the organism in Eukaryota, Viridiplantae, Streptophyta, Magnoliopsida, Ranunculales, Papaveraceae. The transcript is spliced from 2 exons. Bases 1 to 408 code for a protein of 135 amino acids.